CGCCGGCUCCGCUCCCGCCGGCCCUUCCCGCGCCCGCCGGACCCGCCGCGGAUGCUAAUCGGAUUUACCCGGCCGAGAGGGCAGGGAGAAACCCGGCUGGGUCCGCAAGCCGUGCGGCCGCGCUGUAAACAAUGAGCUCGGAAGCGGCUGCUGCGGCUCCCGUGCCGUGAAGAGCGGAGCGGGGCUCCGCGGGAGGAGGAUGCGUGCGUGGAUGUGAGCCGUGCCUCGGCGUCUCUCCGGGAUGCCGCUGCCAUGGACGCCGGCCGCCGGCGGGGAGCGCGGCCGGAGCCCAGCCUGACCCCGCCGCAGAGCGGGGUGUGACACCGGAGCUUUUUUUUUUUUUUUUUUUUUUUAAUUACUAUUUAUUUAUUUCAUUUUUUAACCGGGUUGCAGUGGAUUGUGGCUCUGCGUUUCCAGCGUCUCUCCAUCUGUCCAUUCAUCCAUCCAUCCAUCCAUCCGUCCAUCUCGGCGCCGAUGCCCGCCUGAAGGGCAGAGCCAUCAUGUACCUCCUGGACAGCAGCGAGCCGCCGGCCGCCGCCUCCUCCCCCGAGAGGAUGCAGCGGGGCACCCCGCAGAGGAAGACCGUGUACCGCAUCUCCGUGACCAUGGUGAAGAAGGAGCUGCUGGGGCCGGAGAGCGGCCGCGCCGGCCCCGAGCUGCCCCGGCGCGGGCGGAGCCGCCCGCCGGGCUCCUCCAGCCUCACCAGGGCCGGGCUGCUGCUGCUGGAGGAGGAGGAGGGCGAGGAGGAAGGCGAGGAGCGGGACAGGGUGCCCAGCCCCUGCGGCUUCCGCACCUUCAGGACGCUGAGCACGGGGCAGCUGGAGCUGGGCCGCCUCAAGGUGCCCCGGAGAGCGGGGCCGCCCCCGCCCGGGGCGCCGCGGGGCAGCGCCGGACCCGAAGCGGUCGCGGCCGCCGCAUCCCCGCCCGGGCAGGAGGGGGACGAGGACGGGGGGCCCGGGGAGCCGGCGCCGGCGGAGCGGGGCCAAAGCCCGAGGCGGCACUCGGGGCUGCUGCGGCGCAGCUUCAGCUUCAGGCACUGGAGCGGCGGCGGCGGCGCGGAGCCGGCCCGGGUGCGGCGGCACAGCAGCUCCGGCUGCCUGCCCGGGCCGCCGCCGCCCUCGCCGCCCGCCGCGCUGCCCGCCGAGCCCCCCGAGAAGCGCAACACGCUGGAUGUGGGCGAGGUGCUGAGCCAGGCGGAGCCGCUGUCCCGGCUGGAGCGCUGGGAGCGCAGCAAGAGCAAGAACCGGACCCUGGAUAACAGCGACCUGCAGCGGCUCUCGGAGCGGCUGGGCCGGGAGGGCCCCGCCGCCGGCAGCGAGCACCGGCUCCUGCGCUUCUUCAGCGGCAUCUUUGCCCGCAGGGACGGCCCCGCCGCCCUCUUCGGCAGCCCCCACGGGCGCUCCCCCCGCAGCAGCUUCUCCAGGUCCAGGGCUUAUUUCAGCAGCCUCAGGAGAGCCGCCGUGGACAUGCAGUCCAGCUCCGAGAGCAUCAACGGGUCCCCCCAGAAAGAUGCCUUUGUGAACAGCCAGGAAUGGACCCUGAGCCGCUCUGUGCCCGAGCUGAAAGUGGGCAUCGUGGGCAACCUGGCCAGUGGGAAGUCAGCGCUGGUGCACCGCUACCUGACCGGCACCUAUGUCCAGGAGGAGUCCCCUGAAGGUGGGAGAUUCAAGAAGGAGAUAGUGGUUGAUGGACAGAGCUACCUGCUGCUGAUCAGAGAUGAAGGAGGCCCUCCAGAGGCACAGUUUGCCAUGUGGGUGGAUGCUGUUAUCUUUGUGUUCAGCUUGGAGGAUGAAGUCAGCUUCCAGACCGUUUACCACUACUACAGCCGCAUGGCCAACUACCGCAACACCAGCGAGAUCCCCAUGGUCCUGGUGGGCACCCAGGAUGCCAUCAGCUCCACCAACCCCCGUGUCAUCGACGAUGCCAGAGCCAGGAAGUUGUCCAAUGACCUCAAGAGAUGCACGUACUACGAGACCUGUGCGACCUACGGGCUCAACGUGGAGAGAGUCUUCCAUGACGUUGCCCAGAAGAUCGUUUCUACCAAGAAGAAGCAGCAGCUCUCAAUCGGACCCUGCAAAUCUCUGCCCAACUCUCCGAGCCACUCCUCCGUGUGUUCUGCCCAGGUGUCUGCCGUACAUAUCAGCCAGACCAGUAAUGGAGGAGGGAGUUUAAGUGAUUAUUCCUCCUCUGUCCCAUCAACUCCAAGCACCAGCCAGAAGGAGCUGCGGAUUGAUGUUCCUCCCACUGCCAACACACCAACUCCUGUCCGUAAACAGUCCAAGCGCCGCUCCAACCUCUUCACGUCUCGGAAAGGGAGUGACCCAGACAAAGAGAAGAAGGUCCUGGAGAGCAGAACAGACAGCAUUGGAAGCGGCCGUGCAAUCCCAAUUAAACAGGGGAUGCUGCUGAAGCGGAGUGGCAAGUCCCUGAACAAGGAGUGGAAGAAGAAGUACGUGACACUGUGUGACAACGGCGUGCUGACCUACCACCCCAGCCUGCACGAUUACAUGCAGAACGUUCAUGGCAAAGAGAUUGACUUGCUGAGAACCACUGUGAAGGUCCCUGGCAAGAGGCCACCCCGAGCCACCUCAGCCUGUGCCCCCAUCUCCAGCCCCAAAACCAACGGCCUCUCCAAAGACAUGAGCAGUUUACACAUCUCGCCAAAUUCAGGGAACGUGACUACUAGCACAUCUGUGUCUCAGAUGGCCAGUGGGAUCAGUCUGGUGUCCUUCAACAGCCGCCCGGACGGUUUGCACCAGCGCUCCUACUCGGUCUCCAGUGCAGAUCAGUGGAGUGAGGCCACAGUCAUUGCCAACUCUGGCAUUAGCAGUGACACGGGCCUGGGAGAUUCAGUGUGCUCCAGCCCCAGCAUAUCCAGCACCACCAGCCCCAAGCUGGACCCCCCUCCUUCCCCCCACGCCAACAGAAAGAAGCACCGCCGGAAGAAAAGCACAAGCAACUUCAAAGCCGAUGGCAUCUCGGGCACGGCUGAGGCCAAACGCAAAGCUUGGAAACUAAACCGUGUUGGUAGCCUGCGAAAUAUUUACAGCAGCAGCAGCACCAACACCGAAGAACAAGAAGAGAACUUUGAGUUUAUCAUCGUCUCUCUCACGGGCCAGACUUGGCACUUUGAAGCAACCACCUAUGAAGAGAGGGAUGCAUGGGUCCAAGCCAUAGAGAGCCAGAUCCUGGCCAGUUUACAGUCCUGUGAGAGCAGCAAGAACAAGUCACGCCUGACCAGCCAGAACGAGGCCAUGGCCCUGCAGUCCAUCAGGAACAUCAGAGGCAACUCCCACUGCGUGGACUGCGAGGCACAGAACCCCGACUGGGCCAGCCUCAACCUGGGAGCCCUCAUCUGCAUCGAAUGCUCAGGUAUCCACCGCAACCUCGGCACGCACCUGUCCCGGGUGCGCUCCCUGGACCUGGACGACUGGCCCAUCGAGCUCAUCAAGGUGAUGUCAGCCAUUGGCAACGAGCUGGCCAACAGUGUGUGGGAGGAGAACAGCCAAGGCCACGUGAAGCCUUCCCCAGACUCCACCAGGGAAGAAAAAGAGCUCUGGAUACGCGCCAAGUACGAGCAGAAGCUCUUCCUCGCCCCUCUGCAGUGCCUGGAGCUCUCUCUGGGCCAGCACCUCCUGAGGGCCACGGCCGAGGAGGACUUGAGGACGGUGAUCCUGCUGCUGGCCCACGGCACGCGGGACGAGGUGAACGAGACCUGCGGCGAUGGCGACGGGCGCACGGCCCUGCACCUGGCCUGCCGCAAGGGCAACGUGGUGCUGCUGCAGCUCCUCAUCUGGUACGGCGUGGACGUGAUGGCGCGCGACGCCCACGGGAACACGGCGCUGGCCUACGCCCGCCAGGCCUCCAGCCAGGAGUGCAUCGACGUGCUGCUGCAGUACGGCUGCCCCGACGAGCGCUUUGCCCUCAUGGCCACCCCAAACCUGUCCAGGAAGAACAACAACCGCAACAACAGCGGCGGGAGGAUGCCCACCAUCAUCUGAGGGGAGCGCCUUGGCCGAGCCGAGCGGCAUCCGCAGCCUCACAUUCCUCCAUCGCCAUCGCAGCUCCGCUCUGUGAGUCCGCUACCUCUCCUCCUCCUCCUCCCUUUUCCCUCCGGUCCAUCCCGAGUGCCAGCGGGGCGUGGGGAGCGCGGGGGGCCCGGGAGGAGCGCGGGGGCUGCGGGCAGGCCCUUGGUUUGGGGGCCGCGCCGGGCGGGCCGCGCGUGGCGCCGGCACCGCGGGGGAGAGGCGAGCCGGAGCGGAAGGAAGGAAGGAAAGAAGGAAAGAAGGAGAGACGGUGACUUUCCCUAAGUGACAGUGAAGCACAUCAGAACAUUUCACCUCUGCGGCGCCUGGAUUUCCAUUCUCUUCUCCCGAAGAGCUUGACGGCAUAAAUCAGAAGCGAGCACAGAGUUUGUCAGGUUUGAAGCUCCUAUGAUGGUAUGUGUCAAAUCAGUUGUAGCUAAUCUGUCCGGGGAGAAUACUGGCUUCAUUACACUUGUAUAGUUGAGUUCUUCCAGCAUUACUGCUGUUUAAUAGAACAUGAUUAGUCAUCACGGAGAAAAAAGCAUAUUAGCUGAGGAGGUAGUUACAUGGCACGCUUCGGUGAUUGCUUGGAUGUGAUUGCAAUAUUCUUAGAAGCAUCAUAUUAUCUCAGACAUGUUCUUUCGAGCCCUUGGAGCCCUCCUUUCUAAAUUCACUGUCAUAAUUUAGUAUCUGUUUAAUUUUUCAGUCCAAAGAGAGGAAAUGAGUUGCUGAGUGUUAUUUGACUGCAGUCUCCUUGGUGUAAAAACAAAAUGGAAAAAAUAAAUAAGAGUAAGCCUGAAACACAAAAAGGAAUAAUGAAUACCGCUGUGGAAAACAACAUUUCAAGUACAUUUGGUGAAAUUAAUAAAUGCAUUAAAGGCUAUUUUUUUUUUAAUUUUUUUUUUUAUGUUUUCAGCCAGCAGAAAUAGGUUCUGUCAUUUUGCCAAGGUAAAUUGUGUUGAGUUUUUGGUCACUCCUGUGAUGCAUUGCCUAACUUAUACAGAUUUUUGUAUUGUGUCUCUAGAUUCUAUGUAUUUAAAAUCUAUUUGAAUAAAAAAAAGGACCGUAAA
Molecule: messenger RNA, 5095 nt
Organism: Serinus canaria (Common canary)
Lineage: Eukaryota; Metazoa; Chordata; Aves; Passeriformes; Fringillidae
Gene: AGAP1
Product: ArfGAP with GTPase domain, ankyrin repeat and PH domain 1
Exons: 19
Coding region: 501-4001 (1166 amino acids)
Cellular component (GO): nucleus
Molecular function (GO): GTPase activity; protein binding; GTP binding
Source: RefSeq, a predicted model, not a curated record